UGAAGGGUUCACACGGUUAGGGGUUCGGUCUGUGUCCACCGCGGGUGCUUGGCGUGCCUGUGUCCCCGUCAUUGCGCCUGCCUUUCUGCCUGUCUGCCUGUGUGCCCGCUUGCCCGCUUGCCCGCUUGCGCACAUCUGGCCGUUUGUCCGCUUUCCCGCUUGCCCUCUUGCGCAGGUGUGCCCGUUUGCCGCUUGCGCGUGCGUGCGGUGCAUGAACGAUCGCCAGACAGUACCGCGCUCGUGGCUGACUCAACUUGCAAAAAAGCUAGCCUUCACAUCCUCCUUCAUCUCUGCAGAACGGCUGGCUAUGGUUACGCGUCAACUUUCUGCCAGCGAUGAUAGUGACGAUGGAGUAGAGGAGGAGGGGAAGGGAGGAGCGAGCGUCAGUGUAUCUGUCGUGCCCUCGUGGACUGAACUCGUACCCGGCUACAAGCAUGGAAGCAGGGGUGAGCAAGCUGCUGGUGCGGGGAAGAACGAUGAGGAUGACAGCGAUGACGAUGGCGUUGGCAUCGGUAGUGUCGAUGUCGCUGGCAAGGGUCUGCAGGCAGAGAAAGUGGCUGCUGUGACCAAUUCUAGCUUUCCGGAUGUCGACAACCUGGAUGCUUCCAUACGCUAUCUAAAUCAGAUGCUUGUGGUGUAUGGUUUCCCAUCGCCGUUAGAUUUGACUCCCACUCCUGCGGACAACGCAGCUGUUGCAAAGACGUGCAACUGCUUGUAUGCGCUCCUCCAGCAGCGUCAGCGCGAUAUAGGGUUCAGAGACUCGAUGAAUGAGCAGCGGCAACGGCUGAUGUCGGCAACGUCUCGGCUGGAGGCGAAAGUGGAACGCCUGGAGACGCAACUGUCUAGCAAAGACCGGGAAUUGACAACGAUGACGCUGGAAAAGCAGAAGAUGGCUGCGGCUCACAGAGUCCAGGUAGAGAAGCUGCAAGCGGAGCGGGACGAGUUCCAGCGCAUGUCUAUUGGCAUGCAGCAGCUGAGGGUGCAGCAGGCGCACGAGAUAAGAAAGAAGGAGAAAGAGUACACGAAGCUGCAGGAGCGACUCAAUCAAGUCGUCAUGGAGAAGAAGAAGGAGAGUAAGGCCGGUAUGGAUAUAGUCAACAUGCUGCAGAAGGAAGGAAGGCAAAGGGGGACCUGGAGUGGGAAGAAAGCGGACAGCGAUUUCUACAAGAUGAUUGUGGAUUCGUACGAAGCCAAGAAACAAGAAUUGCUUGUGGAGAACGCUGAUCUACGAGCAUCGCUACGCUCGCUGCAGGCCGACAUGCGCGAGCUCUUGAACAGCCAAGGACAUGUGAAAGGCGAGGCAAAUCACAUGGGCGCGGGGGUGAUGAUGACACCCUGCGAAACGCCUUUGAGGGGGCGCACAGAUAUCUUUGAUCUGCCUUACCAUCUCACGCGGGACGAGAUAGAGAAUAGCAUGCGUGCCAAGAUCGCAUCCAUUAGAGAGAGAAUGGAGCACCUGCAGUCUGCGCAGUCGAUGGCGGCGGAGAGGGAGACAGCAACGCAGCGGGAACUCGAUCUCGAGGCCCAGCUCCUCGAGGCUAGAUCUCUCAUUCAGGAGCAAGAGUCCAUUAUAGAGAUGUCCAUCUCGAUAGGCGACACCCCAGGACAUUCAGAACGGAUGAAUAUGGAGCUUCAGCAGGAAGCUGCCUUGUCUGCAAUGGAAGAGGAUCGAGCGCUCCUGGAGGAGCGGAAGCGGCAGCUCGAGUCGGAGAGAGCCGCAUAUGAGAGUAUGGCGUUGCAGCUCGAUGAGGAGAGGCGGAAACUUGGCAGAGAGAGGCGGAAGUUGGAAGAAGAGCAGAGGGCUUGGCAGACGUCCCUGCAGCUUUGGGGUGACGCUAAUGUGCCCUCUCUGCAGGAGGACGGCCAUCACCAUAUCUUAGGCGCUUCAGAUGUGGAUAUCUCCCAUUCGAAGCUGAAACAGAAUGGGGCGGACAGACUCUCGCAGGAGGAAAAGUUCCGACUGCCGAUUCCACCUCUAGGAGACACCGUUUAGUGGGUUAACAAACAAACAAGCCUCUGUACGGAAAAGGGGGCACCAUCGUGUUCAAUAGUGUUCUGACAGAAGAGAGAACCUCCGGUGUGCACGUGUCGGGGUGCAAAGCUCCAACCCAAUGGAGCGCUGAGUCUUGCAGAAUGAAUGAUAAUUUUGACAGGAGAUUGCACCGCAGCUAGGGGAUGAUGCGCCAGGCUCCACAGUGUCAUGACACACACAGCUUUCUGGAGAAGCGCGGUGAGCGGUCUGGCGGAAGAGCGAAUCUGCCUGUCUCUAAUCGGUGCAGUUCUGUGGCUGGAGAAGGUCGACUGGCAUUUUGCUGCGAUGUGCCCUCUGCAAGCUCCUGAAUUUGAUUCUUCGUAGCCACGCAGGUGAGGCGAGGAUGCUAUUUUUAGGCUGAGGGUCUGUCGAAAGGAAGCCUGCCUAAAGAGCAGUCGUGAAGCUGCCACAGUGCAGUUAAACCACCAGUACUUCGUAGCCCCUUUUCCCCCAGGCCGAUUUCCGCCGCACAUAUCUUUCUUUUGGCUUGCGCUGCCAGCGGUCUCGAUUCUGUAGGCCAUGCCCUGAAAGUUGUGGCACAUGUAUGGCUGCGCUUGAACAAUUUGCCUCUGAAAUGUACUGUUGGUUUAAACCGCUAGUGCUUCUCCCCAGACUUGUGGAGACUUGUUCGUUGCAUACUCAGAAAAAGUCGGAGCCGGCGCGCCGUCGAUAAAAUGGGUGGGGUCUCCCUUCCUUUCUUCACACCAGCCUAAGGCUUGUUGGCAGAGAAAAUAGUGAAUGGCUGGUUCUUGUACUGUGAAGACGUGCCCUCAACGAACUGCAGAAUUUGGUUUGCGGUGGCCGUGGCGGCGGAAUGGUGAUGAUGUGGACGGAGGCGGAGAGUGGGCAACCAUGAAGGAGCCGUGCACGCAUGGGCGUGCGCCCACAUGUGUGGAUGUUUGUGUGGCUCGGCGACACAUGGAAGACUUCUAUGAAGAUGGGCUCCAGUAACUUCAGUGGGAGGGAGGAGGGCAUUCAUGUAAAAAGUGUGUACAUCUAACGCCAGUGUCAAAGAUUUGCAAGCUUUCUUUGUGCCAAGGAAGACGUGCAAAUUCAGUGGGUUGUUUGUUGUUGCUAAGUGGCUGGAGCGUCCGGUUGCUCCUAUCGCUUUUUGAAGAAGGAGCAGCAGCAUGGUUGGGCAGUGGGAUGCUGCACUGCAAGCGGCAGAAGAACGUUCCAAAGUUUUGUAGCAAUUUAUUUGUACUACGGUGUAGUUGUUUUGCCUC
Molecule: messenger RNA, 3258 nt
Organism: Chara braunii
Lineage: Eukaryota; Viridiplantae; Streptophyta; Charophyceae; Charales; Characeae
Source: the annotation of a GenBank genome assembly